AUGGCUCCCUCAGCCUCAACAUCCACCGCGCUCAAUGGCGUUGGCACAGCAGACAACAAGUCGCGCCUCCUCCGCUUCACUGGCCAUCGCAACUUCCGCCAACGUCUCAUCCUGUCGCUUGUUUCGCAACGCCCUGUGCGAAUCGACUCGAUCCGUCCUGACUCGUCGAGUCCGGGUAUCCGCGACUUUGAAGCCAACUUCCUGCGCCUGAUCGAAAAGGUGACCAAUGGGUCGCACGUCGAGAUCUCAUACACGGGUACAUCGGUGCUGCUGAAGCCGGGCGUAAUUGCGGGUGGCAAGGUAGUGCACGACUGUUCGCUGACCCGCGGAAUCGGUUAUUGGUUGGAGUGGAUGGUCGUGCUCGCGCCGUUUGCGAAAAAGGAGCUCGCGCUGACGCUGAGGGGUAUCACGAACAUGGAUGGUGAUCUGGGCGUGGACACGAUCCGCACCGUGACUCUGCCGCAUUUGUCGCUGUUUCUGCCGCUGGAUACGCUGAGCACGACAGCGAGCCCGCUGGAGCUGCGAAUCGCCAAACGCGGCUCCGCACCGCUCGGCGGUGGAGAAGUGCACUUCCGCUGCCCCAUCAUCAAGCACCUCACCACGCUCAACUUCACCGCCCCCGGGCGCAUCAAGAAGAUCCGCGGCAUCGCAACAUCCACUCGCGUCAGCCCGCAGAUUGCCAACCGCCUCAUCGACGCCGCCCGCUCGGUGCUGGGCCGCUAUAUUCCGGACCUCUACCUGUUCGCCGACGUCUACCGCGGCGAGGACUCCGGCAAGUCACCCGGUUUUGCUAUCACGCUGCUGGCGACGUCGACGACGGGCGCGAUCUACAGCACGGAGGCUGCGAGCGCGACCGAGAACCCCGGGCUGCCGGAGGAUCUGGCGCUGCGCGCGGCACGGUCGCUGCUCGCCGAAGUCGCUGCCAACGGAUGUGUGGACCGCUGCCACCAGCCACUGGUGCUCCUGCUGAUGGCGUUGAGUCCGUCGGAUGUUGCGAGGUGCACGAUGGCCAGCUUGACGCCCAACGCAGUGCAGCUGAUGCGCGAUGUCAAGGACGCGCUCGGCGUCAGUUUCAAGAUCUCGACUGCCGACAGCUCGGCGGCCAGGGCGGUUGAGGAGCAGCUUGAAGAGGAAGGAGAGGAGCAGGAGCAGGAGCAGGAUGCAACGACACAGGUGCUCAAGGCGAUCGCCAACCCGGAGUUGCUCGCGGUCAGCUGUGUUGGUGUCAACCUGGGCGGGUUCAAGAAGGUUGGAUAG
Sporisorium graminicola is the source of this 1257-nucleotide messenger RNA. RefSeq lists its product as uncharacterized. Gene Ontology annotation, molecular function: RNA endonuclease activity. The transcript has a single exon. Gene Ontology annotation, biological process: ribosome biogenesis; endonucleolytic cleavage of tricistronic rRNA transcript (SSU-rRNA, 5.8S rRNA, LSU-rRNA). The coding region runs from base 1 to 1257 and encodes 418 amino acids. NCBI's taxonomy places the organism in Eukaryota, Fungi, Basidiomycota, Ustilaginomycetes, Ustilaginales, Ustilaginaceae. Gene Ontology annotation, cellular component: nucleolus. The record is from RefSeq and is a predicted model, not a curated record.